AGUCCAAGAAGGGCGUGGCUACGGGUUACAAAAGGAGAAUGGCCACCAGACGAAGUCUCCACUUCGUCUUGAAAGUCGCCGACAGGACGGCGACUGCCAAGUUUUACAGGGAGAUCCUGGGAAUGAAGGUUGAGUUUUGCUGUUCAUCUACAAAUAAGAAUCCUGUGGCCUUACACACUAGGUUCUGAGGCACGAGGAAUUCGAGGAGGGCUGCAAAGCUACUUGCAACGGGUGGGUCAGCUUCUAAAAUACUUCUGCAAAAGGUCUCCCAAGCGACUAUCAUGUUAUACAGACCAUAUGAUGGGAAGUGGAGCAAAUCAAUGGUGGGCUAUGGGAGCGAGGACAACCACUUUGUUGUGGAACUGACCUAUAACUAUGGCAUCAAGCACUACGCCAAGGGGAACGACUACCAGCACAUCACGAUAUUCUCAAAGUCGGCAGUGGACAGCGUUCGGAAGAACAAUUACCCCCACACACAGGCUCCGGAUGGUUCACUGGUUGUAAAUGCUCCCGGAGACUACACUUUCUGUCUACAUGACAAACAAUCUGAGAAACCUGAUCCUGUGCAGUCGGUGUCACUUGGCGUGUCUGAUCUUGCAGCAUCACUGAAGUACUGGCACGAGCUACUGGGGAUGACUGUCGUGUCACAGUCUAGUGACAGAGCCUCUCUGACUUUCUCUGAGAAAGCAGGCUAUGAUAGAACUGGUGAAGUUGGCAGAACAAAUCGAUCACGCAGAAGCCUUUGGUCGCAUUGCUUUCUCCUGCCCCCGAGCAGAGCUUCUAGGGAUAGAGAGUAAGGUGAGGGAGGCAGGAGGGACAGUCCUCACACCGCUGGUCAGUCUGGACACCCCGGGAAAGGCUACUGUGGAGGUGGUGAUCUUAGCCGACCCUGAUGGGCAUGAAAUAUGUUUUGUGGGAGAUGAGGCAUAUCGAGAGCUCUCGCAAGCUGACCCAACAGCAGAUCACCUCAUCAACAAGGCCAUUGCUGAAGACAAGAGCGACGAGUGGUUUGCCAAGCAUGACCAGAGGAUGUCACAUUAAUUAACCCUUUGUUCACUACAAACAUACCCAAAUGAACCAUUAUAAAACACGUGAAAAUCUUUUCUGAAAGGUG
This is a messenger RNA of Geodia barretti, 1114 nucleotides long. Lineage: Eukaryota; Metazoa; Porifera; Demospongiae; Tetractinellida; Geodiidae. The record is from the annotation of a GenBank genome assembly.